This is a messenger RNA of Linum tenue, 1442 nucleotides long. The record is from the annotation of a GenBank genome assembly. Lineage: Eukaryota; Viridiplantae; Streptophyta; Magnoliopsida; Malpighiales; Linaceae.
UGGGCCCAUUUAACCAAAUUUGUACCCACCAACUCUCUCCCCAAAGUACAUAUCAGGACAGUCUCCCUAGAUUCAUUCAGUCAUCAUUCACCUCUGGAAAAAAAAAUAAAUUCCCCAUCAAAAUUAUAUUCACCAAUCACCAAUGUACAUAAAUCUCUCAUCUAUACACUUACGCUCCAUCACCACCGUCCAAUCAUCAACAAAUCUAACCAAUCACCACCGUCCGAUGGCGGCGCGACGGGGUCGCCGAACAGAUCUUACGUGUCCUUUUGCGACGGGCUCCUCCAGAAACCCGUCCCGUGGAAACGGCUCCACAUCUCCUUCUCCAAAUCCUCCGUCUUCUUCGCGCCGUCGUCGUCGGCGGCGGCGCCUCCUUCUCGCCCUCGCUCCACCACCUCCCUGACCUCCCUCUCCAACUCCUCCCUCGACCCGCCGCCGCUGCUGCUCGUCGUCGUCGCCGGCGGCGCCAGCAGCCCGCCGUGCUGGUUCUGCUGCUGCUUCUUCCGCCGCCGCCGCUUCUUCGCCUUCCGGCACAGCCCCGCGGGGACCUUGUACACCGCCAUCACCACGAUGUUCAUCAGCGUGCACGGGCAGCAGCAGCAGACCGCCGCGCACUCCGCCGCCGCGCCUCCCGCCACCUCCCCCGCCCUCUUCGUCUGGAUCGCGUUCUUCCUCUCCAGCCUCCUACCCCUAACCCCUCCGCCUCCGCCUCCGCCUCCAUUCUUCUCCGCCGCUGCCCCCUCCGUCGGUUUCGGGUGCGGCUUGUCGGCGAGUAACGGCUGCUUGUUCCGGCUGCCUAGCGACGGAGGGAAAAGGUCCUUCCGCCCCAUUCGAUGGAAAAAGGAAAAAGGGGGAGAAAAUCGAAAAGAAUCGGAAUCGAAUUAAAGAAGAAGAAGGGCGAAAUCGAAUUUCUCUCCUUCCUCUGAAUUUUUUUCUAUUUUGCCCCUCGGGCGGCGGUUUUGGUGUUUUUCCCCCGCGACAAUCAGAGAAAGUGGUGUAUCGGUAAAAUCAAAGGAUCGUCCAUGGCGGACGUCGACGUUGUCGUCAUCGCCGGAGGGAAUCCAGAGGUUUGCGGGAGCGGGGGGAAAUUGGGAAAUCGGAGGGAGGGUAGGAAGAAAGUAAAAAAAAAUAAGAGGGGGAAAAUGGAGAUAAUGAUGAUAAUGAAUUAAUGAUAAUGAUGGGAUUAGAUCGAAGAAGACGGGUUUCUUGAUUGGGAUUUACACUAAUAACAGAAGGGGGAAAAACUGAAUCCGCGAAAUAGGCGGGCGGGGGACUGAAAUUCUUCGUUCUUGUUCAUCGGCUCGUUAUUUAUUUUUAAAAUUAUAUAUAUUUUGGGAGGUUAAUCGUUUUUUGUUUUGGACUGUUUUUAACUUUGUUUUCUCGAUUUAUUUAUUAAGCUGAAUUUUUUUCUUUCUGUUUUUGUAUGGAAUAUUACGCGGAAU